Fragaria vesca subsp. vesca is the source of this 2549-nucleotide messenger RNA. RefSeq names its product subtilisin-like protease-like. Gene Ontology annotation, biological process: proteolysis. Bases 1 to 2286 code for a protein of 761 amino acids. NCBI's taxonomy places the organism in Eukaryota, Viridiplantae, Streptophyta, Magnoliopsida, Rosales, Rosaceae. The record is from RefSeq and is a predicted model, not a curated record. The transcript has a single exon. Gene Ontology annotation, molecular function: serine-type endopeptidase activity.
AUGGCCCUGUCUACUAUCCUGUUAGUUGUUUUGCUUCUGGGUUUUUCCGGCUAUGCUGCGGCGGAGGUAAGCAGCCGGAGCACGUACAUUGUCCACAUGGCGAAAUCCGAAAUGCCGGCGAGUUUCCAGCACCACACUCACUGGUACGACGCGUCGCUCAAGUCUGCCUCCGACUCGGCGGAGAUGCUCUACACUUACUCCAACGCCAUCCACGGCUUCUCCACGCAGCUGACGCCGGAGGAGGCGGAGAUGCUCAAGUUCCAACCCGGGGUGCUCUUCGUACUGCCCGAGCUGAAGUACGAGCUCCACACCACUCGCACCCCCGAGUUUCUCGGCCUCGACCAGAACAACGAGCUUUUCCCGGAGUCCCAGUCCGCCAGUGACGUCAUCAUUGGAGUGUUGGAUACUGGGGUGUGGCCCGAGAGCAAGAGCUUCGACGACUCCGGGCUCGGACCUGUUCCGGCGAGCUGGAAGGGGACGUGUGAAGUCGGCACGAACUUCAGCUCCUCGGCGUGUAAUCGGAAGCUGAUCGGCGCGAGGUACUUCUCCAAAGGCUACGAGGCCACAUUGGGCCCCAUCGACACUUCCAAGGAGUCCAAGUCGCCCAGAGACGACGACGGCCACGGGACCCACACCUCCACCACUGCCGCCGGGUCCGUCGUAACCGGAGCCAGCUUAUUCGGGUACGCGCCGGGAACCGCGCGUGGGAUGGCCACGCGCGCCAGGAUCGCCGCGUACAAGGUGUGCUGGUUAGGCGGGUGUUUCAGCUCCGACAUCCUCAUGGCCAUAGACCAAGCCAUCGACGACAACGUCAACGUUCUGUCGAUGUCGCUCGGCGGCGGAAUGUCCGACUAUUUCCGGGACAGCGUGGCCAUCGGAGCUUUCUCGGCGAUGGAGAAGGGGAUCUUGAUCUCGUGCUCAGCCGGAAACGCGGGCCCCAGCGCGUACAGUUUGUCCAACUCGGCUCCAUGGAUCACAACAGUAGGGGCCGGCACACUAGAUCGCGACUUCCCCGCGUUCCUCAGCCUCGGUAACGGUAAAAACUUUUCGGGGGUCUCGCUUUACCGCGGUAAUUCCGAGGCAACGGCUCUGGAGAUGACGCCGUUUAUUUACGCCGGUAACGCGAGUAACUCUACUUCCGGGAAUCUCUGCAUGAUGGGGAGUUUGAUACCUGAAAAGGUGAAGGGCAAAAUAGUAAUGUGCGACCGCGGAGUCAACGCUCGGGUGCAGAAAGGAACUGUAGUCAAAGCUGCCGGAGGAGUUGGGAUGGUGCUCUCCAACACCGGCGCAAACGGCGAGGAGCUCGUGGCCGACGCUCAUUUACUUCCGGCGACGGCGGUGGGUCAGAAGAACGCCGAUUUGAUAAAGAGCUAUCUGUUUUCAGAUCCGAAUCCGACGGCGGCGAUUCUCUUCGAGGGCACCAAAGUCGGAAUCGAGCCUUCUCCGGUGGUCGCGGCGUUCAGCUCCCGCGGCCCGAACUCGAUCACGCCGGACAUUCUGAAACCCGACAUGGUCGCUCCGGGCGUCAACAUCCUCGCCGGAUGGUCCGGCGCCGUCGGCCCCACCGGUCUGGCUGUUGACUCGCGGCGCGUGGCGUUCAACAUCAUCUCCGGCACGUCGAUGUCCUGCCCGCACGUGAGCGGCCUCGCCGCGCUGCUGAAGGGGGCCCACCCGGAGUGGAGCCCCGCCGCGAUCCGAUCGGCGUUGAUGACCACCGCCUACACGGCCUACAAGAGCGGGCAGAAGUUGCAGGACGUGGCCACCGGAAAGCCAUCCACGCCUUUCGAUCACGGUGCUGGACACGUGGAUCCGGUAUCGGCCCUCAAUCCGGGGCUAGUGUACGAUCUGACGGUGGACGAUUAUCUGAACUUUCUCUGUGCGUUGAACUACACCGAGACUGAAAUAACCAGCUUGGCUAAAAGAAAGUUUACUUGCGACGAAAGCAAGAGUUACAGCGUUAGGGAUCUGAACUACCCUUCUUUCGCCGUGAAUUUGGAGACCGGCUCGUCGUCUAAGUCAACCGUGUCGAAGUACUCGAGGACUCUUACCAAUGUAGGCCCAGCCGGAACCUACAAGGUGACCGUGACGCAGGACAACCCGAAUGUGAAGAUUACGGUGGAGCCAGAGUCGUUGAGCUUCGCCGCGGCCAAUGAGAAGAAGAGUUACACGGUGUCGUUUGCUGUAACAGGGUCGUUGCCGACAAGCACGUUGAACAGCUUUGGGAGGCUGGAGUGGUCUGAUGGGAAGCACAUUGUUGGAAGCCCGAUAGCAAUCAGCUGGAGUUAGGUGCGAGUGUAAUGCAACACAUAGUGUUUGAUGAAAUGUUCAAUCGCUCAAAGAGUGAUGUGAAUGUAUGGAUUGCGUAAUGCGUAAUGCUCUUAGUAUUAGAGAUAGGAGCUGUAUGAUUCUGAAAUUGUGAUGGUGAUUGUUUCCAGCUAAAAAUGGAAACUGGGAAUGAUUCUCAGGGUUGAGGUGCUUAAUUUCUUAGUUUCUUGGUGUACAGUGUUUUCUAGUUUGACAAUAACCCAGUGUAAUUUUGCAUUCAUGUC